CGACUUGCACACCAUAAUCACUCUCUCGCUUUCUUUCCUCGAACCUGCACACCACAGUCAUUCUGUUGUUCAACCACCUUCACAAUGCAUUUCUCAAAGUUCUACGUCGCCAUCUCCCUGAUUUCUUCAGCUUUCGCGCUGCCUAUGACUAGCACGCCGAUUGAGAGAAGAGCGCUGCAAUUUCGCAAAUACGCCGAUUUUGAGAUUUCUGAUGGCAAGGCCGGAAACGCUUUGGCCGAGGCUCAGGCAAAAUUCCCGAUUGAUACAAGCAACUUGAAGGGUGUCUCCGCAAGCGACCUGGCCAUUAUCAACGCAGCUCGGGAGACUGCAGAGGCGGCAGAAACUGAUGCAUUCAACGGUCAGAUCAAGGCUGCAAGUGGUUCCGCGGCCACGACAUUGCAGAAUGGCAAGAUUAAGAACAAGGUUCUGAAAUUGUUCUUGGAGGUUACAGCCCUCCAGAUCCAGCAGGCUCAGGGGUCGAACAAGGCGUCUAAAAUUGCUGAAGAGCAAAAGAAGCUCAACAACAAUAUUAACCUGGAUAAAAAGGCGGCCGGUCAAGCAAGCAAGGGAGUUGUCUUUACGGGGGAUGUUCAACCUGACAACUAGGUCAAAUAAUUUUGUUAGGUGUUAAACAUUCAAAUACAAGCUACUUCCUAUCGAUG
Trichoderma virens Gv29-8 is the source of this 662-nucleotide messenger RNA. RefSeq lists its product as uncharacterized. The record is from RefSeq and is a predicted model, not a curated record. Bases 85 to 606 code for a protein of 173 amino acids. The transcript has 2 exons. Lineage: Eukaryota; Fungi; Ascomycota; Sordariomycetes; Hypocreales; Hypocreaceae.